AUGGUUCGCUUGAGCUCCGUGCUGGUGGGCGCCGUUACCGCGCUCAGCAGCUUCACCAAUGCAGCCUCCGUCGUCACCGACCUGAUCCCCAGCAACUUCGACAAGGUCGUUCUUCAGUCCGGCAAGCCCGCACUAGUCGAAUUCUUCGCCCCCUGGUGCGGUCACUGCAAGACCCUUGCUCCCAUCUACGAGGAGCUUGCCCAGGUUUUCGCCCACGCCGAGAACAAGGUUACUGUCGGCAAGGUUGAUGCCGAUGAGCACCGCGAGCUAGGCAAGCGCUUCGGCGUUCAGGGUUUCCCCACCUUGAAGUGGUUCGAUGGCAAGAGUGACAAGCCGGAGGAGUACAAGGGUGGUCGUGAUCUGGAGAGCUUGUCCGCCUGGAUUACGGACAAGACUGGCAUCAAGCCCCGUGGCGCGCAGAAGGAGGCAAGCAAGGUUGAGUUCCUGAACGACGCUACCUUCAAGACUACCGUUGGCGGCGAGAAGGACGUUCUGGUCGCAUUUACUGCGCCGUGGUGUGGCCACUGCAAGACCCUCGCUCCGAUCUGGGAAUCCCUCGCCAUUGACUUCGCCCUCGAGGAGAACGUUGUGGUUGCCAAGGUCGACGCCGAAGCUGAGAAUGCCCGCACCCUCGCUAAGGAGCAGGGCAUCACAGGAUACCCUACCAUCAAGUUCUUCCCCAGGGGAACUACCGAGCCAGAGCCCUACGCCAGCGCCCGUUCCGAGGAGGCUCUCGUUGAGUUCCUGAACCAGAAGGCCGGCACCAACCGCGCCGUUGGCGGUGGUCUGAACCAGAAGGCCGGCACCAUCGCCGCUCUGGACAGCCUCGUUGCUGAAUACGUGCCCACUCACAAGUUCGAGAAGCUGGCCGCCGAGAUCAAGAAGGCUGCCAAGGAUGCCCAGGACAAGUAUGCCAAGUACUAUGUUAAGGUUGCCGAUAAGUUGAGUCAGAACCAGGAGUACGCUGUCAAGGAGCUGGCGCGUCUCUCCAAGGUCCUGGGCAAGGGUGCCUCUGCCCCCGAGAAAGUCGACGAUAUGGUCUCUCGCAGCAACAUCCUCCGCGGCUUUGCCGGCGAGAAGGAGGAGGCUGGCAAGGACGAGCUGUAA
Penicillium waksmanii is the source of this 1107-nucleotide messenger RNA. RefSeq names its product protein disulfide isomerase family protein. The record is from RefSeq and is a predicted model, not a curated record. Lineage: Eukaryota; Fungi; Ascomycota; Eurotiomycetes; Eurotiales; Aspergillaceae. Gene Ontology annotation, biological process: protein folding. Gene Ontology annotation, molecular function: protein disulfide isomerase activity. Gene Ontology annotation, cellular component: endoplasmic reticulum. Bases 1 to 1107 code for a protein of 368 amino acids. The transcript is spliced from 2 exons.